UCUUAUAUACAUACACAUAUAGAUACACUACUUUACUUUACUUAACAUAGAAAGAUACAGUUAUCAGUUAAACAUAGAUCUCCCCAAAAUCAAAACCAUGACCAAACAUCAAACACCACCACCACCACCACCGUCAAACAGCACCAACCUUGCCUCAUGUCUUGUCGCCACCAUAUUCUUAAUCUUCAUCUUCAUAACAAUCUUCACACUUUACUUCACACUUUUCAAACCACAAGAUCCAAAAAUCUCCGUCAGUGCCGUCCAACUACCAUCCUUUAACGUCACAAAUAACGGCACAACAAUCAACUUCACUUUCUCACAAUACUCUUCCGUUAAAAACCCUAACAGAGGAACUUUCUCACACUAUGAUAGUUCAUUUCAGCUUCUUUACUAUGGAAAACAAAUCGGUUUCAUGUUUGUUCCCGCCGGGAAGAUUAGUUCUCGGAGAACUCAGUAUAUGGCUGCUACAUUCACUGUUCAGUCUCUUCCUUUGGGCUUGGAGCCCAAUGGGCCUGAUGGGCUUAAAAUGGGGCCCACUAUGGAGAUUGAAUCUACAAUGGAGAUGGUUGGGAGAGUGAGAGUUUUGCAUCUGUUCAGUCAUCAUGUGGAGGCUAAAGCUGAAUGCAGAGUUGCCAUUGCUGUAUCUGAUGGAGCUGUUUUAGGUUUUCAUUGUUAAUUAUUAUUGUUUUCUUAAUUAUUUGUAUUAUUAUCUAAUUAAUAUUUUUAUUUUUGUAACUGUAAACUAAAUUAGUUAGUUGAGGUGGCUAAAUUGAUCAUCUCUGAAUAUUUAGAAGGGAAUGAAUAUCUCAAAUUAUUAACUUGUAGCAGAUAAGUUAGUUGAUUGUGUUGUUUAGUUUACAAAUAUAAGAUGAUUGUGUCCCAAUGUCGAAUACCGAUACGACACCGACAUUUAUAAUUACACUAAAUUAUGUUAUUUUGUCAAAUUAUUAUCGAUGUCGAUAUGUCAAUGUUGUCCAUGUCUGUGUUUGUGCUUCAUAGAAAUUGGUCCGGUUAAUAAGAAUUGACUUAUAUUUUGCAA
Trifolium pratense (red clover) is the source of this 1039-nucleotide messenger RNA. RefSeq lists its product as uncharacterized. The coding region runs from base 98 to 676 and encodes 192 amino acids. Lineage: Eukaryota; Viridiplantae; Streptophyta; Magnoliopsida; Fabales; Fabaceae. The record is from RefSeq and is a predicted model, not a curated record. The transcript has a single exon.